Rhopalosiphum padi (bird cherry-oat aphid) is the source of this 1943-nucleotide messenger RNA. RefSeq names its product protein CLP1 homolog (gene cbc). The record is from RefSeq and is a predicted model, not a curated record. The transcript is spliced from 9 exons. Gene Ontology annotation, molecular function: polynucleotide 5'-hydroxyl-kinase activity. Lineage: Eukaryota; Metazoa; Arthropoda; Insecta; Hemiptera; Aphididae. Gene Ontology annotation, cellular component: mRNA cleavage factor complex; nucleus. Gene Ontology annotation, biological process: tRNA splicing, via endonucleolytic cleavage and ligation. Bases 195 to 1487 code for a protein of 430 amino acids.
GACGUACAAUAGUAAGUUGUACAUGCUUUUCAACUUCUGUUUAAUCUUUGAAUUUUAAUGAAAAAUAAAGUUUUUUAAUUUAUUCGUUUUACGCCAUCUCCAGAGUGCAUACGAUAGUUAAACCUCAAAUUAUUUUAUGUUAUGAUCACAUUAACUUGCUUUGUAUAAAUAUUGAAUAAACAUACAUUUUAAUCAUGUCGGAGAGCGUAGAGGUUCAAAUUGAAGAUCAGGAGUUCCAAUUGGAACCUGACAAUGAACUUCGAUUUGAAGUCGAAAACAAAAACGAAACAGUUGUGUUAGAAUUGAAAACUGGGCUAGCCGAAAUUUUUGGAACAGAAUUAGUAAAAGGUAAAUCUUAUACGUUUUAUUUUGGAGCGAAAAUUGCGGUGUUCACAUGGCAAGGAUGUUCAUUAAAGUUACGAGGAAAGAAAGGAAUUAGUUAUAUAUCUAAAGAGACACCAAUGAUGUUUUAUUUAAAUUGCCAUGCAUCGUUAGAACAACUACGAGUAAAAUCAGAAAAAGAAAAGAUAAGAGGUCCUGUUACAAUGGUAGUUGGACCAACUGAUGUGGGUAAAUCUACUCUUUGUAGAAUACUACUAAACUAUAGUGCACGGAUGAAUUCUCUUGGUCGUAGACCCAUCUAUGUAGACUUGGACCCAGGUCAGGGACAAAUAUCAGUUCCAGGAACAAUUGGAGCAGUCAUGGUUGAAAGGCCAGCUGAAGUAGAAGAAAGUUUCUCCCAAGCAGCUCCACUAGUUUAUCAUUAUGGACAUACAAACAUGAGUAUUAAUUCAACGCUAUACAACACUUUAGUAUCUCGUAUGGCAGAAGUUAUUCAUCAACGAAUGGAGGACAAUCCUAGAAUUAACUGUUCUGGAUUAAUAAUUAACACAUGUGGUUGGGUAAAAGGCAAAGGUUACCAGCAUUUGACUCAUAUUGCACUUGCUUUUGAAGUUGAAGUUAUUCUUGUGCUCGAUCAAGAAAGAUUAUACAAUGAACUAGUGAGAGAUAUGCCAUUAUUUGUCAAAGUUGUACUUUUACCAAAAAGUGGUGGAGUAGUUGAAAGAAGUAACAAAUUUAGGUUGGAAGGUAGAGAGGCACGUAUUCGAGAAUUCUUUUAUGGUAGUCCUAGGAAUGUACUUCAUCCACACACCUGUGAAGUAAGGUUUUCUGAUAUAAAAGUAUAUAGAAUUGGAGCCCCGCCCAUUCCAAAUACGUUGAUGCCAUUAGACAUGCAAAAAACUGAUUUAGAGACAAAACUUGAACCUGUUACUCCAGGACCAAAUAUGAUGCAUCACAUAUUAGCUCUAAGUUUCAGUACAACGGUAGAAGAAGACGUUGUUAGAACUAGUGUGGCAGGUUUUGUCUGUGUAACAAAUGUUGACACCUCACGACAAAUGUUAACUCUUUUAUCACCUCAACCAAAACCUCUGCCUGAAACAAUUUAUCUCAUGUCAGAUGUACAGUUCAUGGACAACAAUGCUUGAAGCUGUGUAAUUGAAAAGAGCCAGAAAAUAUUUUAUGUGUUAAUAGAAAUACAGUUAAUUAUUAUUUUUUUAAUACAUACUAUAUAUUUCUUUGACCUUAAGUUUUAAUAAUUCUCAGUAUAAUAUAAUGUAUAUAUUUAUAUUAGAUGUAAUCCUUGAGCUGAGGUUUUAUUUUUCCUUAGUAUAAUAAAGGACUUAUAAUUAAUAUUCAAAAAAUUAUAUUAACCAUAAGUGUCAUUUAAUAUAAUAUUAUUCACUUUAUACAAUGUUCAGUAAUAUACAUGUAUAGCCAUGUUAAUAUUUAAAAUACUACUUUUAAUUAUUAUAAGUAAUGUAAAACUAUUGUUGUCAUAAAUUAUGUAUAUCUACAAGUAAGUGUUUACACAUUUUUUAAACUGUUUUUUUUUCUGUGUAAUGACAUUUUUAAGUAUUUAAAUACAAUUUAAUAUUUCUAUA